GUUCCAGAGGCCUUUUGCUGUCCUGCACUACGCGAGCGCACAGCUCCGGGUAAUCCAGGCAAACCGCCCGCAGCAACCAGCGAAGGCCUCGGCAGCCGCCUCACUUCCGGUAUCUCCCCGUGUGCCUCGCGCUGCGACAGCUGUUGCCCUGACAGCGGAGCAGAAGACCUGAACAACCGCCCCAAAAAGCGGCGGGGCAAGCGGCACCAGUAUGCCGAUACGACACCACCCUGACGUCAAGCUACCGGACACGGCGACUCCACGGCGGGACCAAACCUCUGCGUGUCACCACCAUCAUUUCUCGUUUCUGUCACCCUGAAGUCCGACGUCGCAACAGCAGCGCGGAUAUCGCUGCAGAAGGCGGGGUGGUUGUUUUUUUCCCCCGAGGAGCGUUCAACCGGACGGUUACGCCACGUAACGUUAAGUGAAUAUACGAGAGACCCCCCCCCCAAACUCACCUAAAAACAAAACAAGGUCUGUUUGUUGAGUUAAAGGCGAUGUGAAAACAGCGAUGAUCAACUCCGGGGGAAGUUGGGAGAGACGGCGAAGCACGCGACGUAUUUACAACAAGACCAAAAAAAAGUGAUUUUUUUUUUCUUUUCUUUUUUUUUAAGCCGCAAGUUGCUACGAGCUGCUUCGGCGACGUUUCUCGCGUGUCCACUAUGCACGGGGUGACCGUGGAGGAGCCGGAGGGGGAGCUCUCCGACGUGGACCCGCGCGGCUCGGUCACGCUGGCGGUGAACCGCAGCCGGAUCCGGCCCCCCUUCAGCGUGCUGCUGGCCACCGCGCUCUACUGCGCGGAGUUCGUCGCCGCCGCGGUGCUGUGCAGCCUGUACCGCAAGACCGACGACGUCAUCUGGCUGGGAUUCACCGUCGCCUUCAUGCUGCUGCCCGCGCUGCUCAUCCAGCUGGCGCUGACGUUCAUCCACAGGGACCUGGGUCGGGACCGGCCCAUGGUCCUCUUCCUGCACCUGCUGCUGCUGGGGCCCGUCAUCAGGUGUUUUGAGGCUCUGGUGAUUUUCAUCAAGGCGGGUAAAAUAGAGAACGAGCCUUAUGUCACCAUCUCCAGGCAGAAGAGUCUGAAGAAGGGCCAGGAAGGGCUGAUGGAGUGGGAGAUCGGCCGAUCGGAGCGCAACCUGGCCACGCACAGGGACGCCUUCAAACGCACCGCCGUCAUCCAGGCCUUUCUGGGCUCCGCGCCUCAGCUGACGCUGCAGCUGUACGCCAGCAUCCAAGAGAAAUACUUACUCCCUGCCAGAUUGGCUGUGAUGAUCAUCACCCUGAUCUCCAUCACAUACGGGGCUCUCGUGUGCAGCACGCUGGCCAUCCAGAUCAGAUAUGACGACUACAAAGUGCGCAUGCGCCCCAUGGCCUACCUGUGCAUGAUUGUGUGGAGGGGCUUGGAGAUCGCCACCCGGAUCACCACCCUGGUCCUCUUCAGCACGGCGCUCACCUACUGGGUGAUCCUGGUCGGCAUGGUCAACCUGCUCUUCUUCUUCUUCCUCCCCUGGGCCGAGUUCUGGGCCAGGAAAGGCUCGCUGACGCAGGACGUGGAGAAGAACUUCUCCAAGCUGGGCACCACGGUGGUGCUGUCCAUGUUCACGCUGCUCUACGCCUGCAUCAACGUGUUCUGCUGGUCGGCGGUGCAGCUGGACUUCUCCCACCGGGAGCUCAUCGAGAGGAAGCAGCAAUGGGGCCGCCUGGCCGCGUACUACGCGGCGCGCUUCCUGGAGAACUUCCUCCUCAUCGGGCUCUGGUACCUCUUCAAGUCGGACUUCUACGAGUACGUGUGCGCGCCGCUGCUGGCCGUCCAGCUGCUGAUCCUCUACGGCCUGGCGCUGCUCUUCAUGCUGCUCUUCUACCAGUUCUGCCACCCCUGCAGGCGCCUCUUCAAGUACAACGUGCACGACUGCCUGCACUGCUUCUGCUGCCGCCCCGGCCGCGGGGCAGCGAGCCGCAGCCGGGGGAAGCUGCCGCACUCUUACUCCACCGCGGCCACCAUGGUGCUGAUGCCGGAGGAGCCGCUGGAGCUGCUGGGCCCCCGGCACUCGCAACCCGUCGGCUCGCGGGGAGAGAGGGAGAUGGACGUUGUUGACAUGACGGAGGCAGCAUGAGCAAGGCUUUGUUCUCUGAUGUAGAAAGGCCGCUCGGCUGGCGCCGCACCAACGGAGAGACACCCCGAGUACUUUACCACAAAACACACGUUUUCUUUGAGACGAGGACGUAAUAAACUAUUUCUCUGGAGUGCACGUAGUUCAGUUACAUCUGUGUGGUUGUGAGAGAGAAUCGGGUUCCCUCCUGAACACGCACACUUGGGGGGGGCACAGCGAGGGCCCCCCCCCGGCACCGCAAAGAAUGUAACGCGCCGAGAUGCGCAGCGAUGCACAAAGGCCGCCUUGAGAGAGCAGCAGUGGGCCACGAACGGGACCGAGCCAGGUGUGCGGGAACCAUGCCAGGACUGACCGGGGCAGCCCCCCCCCCUCCCUGGUUCCCGUCCUCUCAGGGAACUCGACCCUUUGCACACGUUGACAGCGCAGGUCGACAAGAGAACACGCAAACGCGCGGCGGUAAAUGUCUGGUAUUGUUCACCGCUGUCUGGUGGCCUUCAUGCAUGAAAAACAACAGGUUUUUAGUUUUUUCCUAAAUGAUUUGUGAAAACAUUCAGCGUGUGUCGUUAACUUCCCAGUUGAUGAUGCGUUCACUUGUAGUUUAAGUGCUUUGAAAGUUGCCUCAUUUUUUUUUUUAACCCCGACCCUUCAGUGCCUUGACUACUAUUGUUUUACCUGAGACCUAAAUAAAAAUAAUCUGAUGUUGACAUUUCAAA
Molecule: messenger RNA, 2824 nt
Organism: Gasterosteus aculeatus aculeatus (three-spined stickleback)
Lineage: Eukaryota; Metazoa; Chordata; Actinopteri; Perciformes; Gasterosteidae
Gene: xkrx
Product: XK related X-linked
Cellular component (GO): membrane
Source: RefSeq, a predicted model, not a curated record